UGACAAAUAUGAAAUAUAGUUCGAAGUUUAGAACGAUGGUGAGAUUAUAGAGCUCCUUGUUUAAAAAACUUUCCAUUAAAUAUAAGCGAGAGCGACAUAUUUCCGAUUUUAAUCUUCUCUCUCGGCUUCCCUUAUUAUCUCUCCCUGCUUUCAAGCACCUCUCUGCCUUUUUGAUCUCUGUUUUCAGUAAGAAUGGAGAACAUAGAUUCAUCCUCUAACGGAGACAUCCACACCGAGAGGGAAGCAAAGAAAGAGGAUGAGAAUAAAAAGAUGAAGAAGGAGUCAGUUUCAUUGUUGGGUUUGUUUAGCGCAGCAGACAAAGUUGAUUGCUUCUUGAUGUUCCUAGGAAGCUUAGGCACGUGUAUUCAUGGCGGCACGCUUCCGCUCUUCUUCGUGUUCUUUGCAAAAAUGCUAGAUUCUCUUGGCAGUCUUUCUACAGAUCCUAAAGCCAUAUCUUCCCGCGUUUCACAGAAUGCUCUGUACUUGGUCUACUUAGGAUUAGUCAAUUUGGUAUCAGCAUGGAUGGGAGUUGCUUGUUGGAUGCAAACAGGGGAAAGGCAAACAGCUCGAUUGCGUAUGAAUUAUCUGAAAUCAAUCUUGGCUAAGGACAUAACUUUCUUCGAUACAGAAGCUAGAGAUUCAAAUUUUGUUUUUCACAUCUCAAGCGACGCCAUCUUGGUUCAAGAUGCAAUUGGUGAUAAGACAGGCCAUGUUUUGAGGUAUCUUUGUCAGUUCAUCGCCGGAUUUGUCAUCGGCUUUUUGUCGGUAUGGCAACUUACGCUGCUCACGUUAGCAGUAGUUCCAUUGAUAGCAAUUGUGAAAACAGUGUAUGCAUUUGUUGGAGAAGAAAAAGCCGUGAAUUCUUACUCAAAUUCUCUCAAGAAAACUUUGAAACUAGGUAAAAGGGGAGGUCUUGCUAAAGGUUUAGGAGUUGGAUUAACAUAUGGCCUCUUGUUUUGUGCUUGGGCUUUCCUCUUUUGGUAUGCAAGUCUUCUUGUACGCCACGGCAAAACAAACGGAGCAAAGGCCUUCACAACGAUCAUCAAUGUCAUUUACAGCGGCUUCUCCUUAGGUCAAGCAGCACCUAGCUUAUCAGCUAUUUCCAAAGGAAGAGUUGCUGCUGAAAAUAUAUUCAGAAUGAUAGGGAACAACGAUCUUGAAUGUUCUGAAAGAUUAGACGACGGAACAACUUUGCAAAAUGUAGCUGGAAAGAUUGAGUUUCACCAAGUGUCUUUUGCUUAUCCUUCGAGACCAAACAUGGUUUUUGAGAAUCUUAGUUUCACAGUACGGUCAGGAAAGACAUUUGCAUUUGUCGGUCCAAGUGGUUCAGGGAAAAGCACAAUCAUUUCAAUGGUUCAACGGUUCUAUGAACCCAAAUCAGGGGAGAUUCUCUUGGAUGGGAAUAACAUCAAGAGCCUGAAGCUGAAAUGGUUGAGGGAACAGAUGGGUUUAGUGAGUCAAGAACCGGCAUUAUUCGCCACGACCAUAUCUUCCAAUAUUCUUGUUGGUAAAGAGAAUGCAAAUAUGGAUCAGAUCAUAGAAGCUGCUAAAGCAGCCAACGCAGAUUCUUUCAUCAAAUCACUACCUGAUGGUUAUGAUACUCAGGUUGGAGAAGGAGGAACGCAGCUCUCGGGAGGACAGAAGCAGAGGAUUGCGAUUGCUCGAGCGGUUCUAAGAAAUCCAAAGAUAUUACUCUUAGAUGAAGCAACGAGCGCACUUGAUGCCGAAUCGGAGAAGAUUGUUCAGCAAGCACUUGACAAUGUUAUGAAAGAAAGAACAACAAUCGUCGUUGCACACAGAUUAUCCACCAUCAGAAAUGUGGACAAGAUUGUUGUAUUGAGAAAUGGUCAAGUUAUGGAAACCGGUAGCCACUCAGAACUGAUAUCAAGAGGAGGAGAUUACGCGAGUCUUGUGAAUUGCCAAGAAACAGAACCUCAAGAAAACCCGAGAUCAAUUAUGUUGGGAACUUGCAAAUCUCAAGCCGGAUCUUUUAGUUUAAGAAGGGUUUCCAGCUCAAGGAGGACUUCAAGCUUCAGGGAAGACCAAGAGAAGACUGAAAAAGAUUCAAAUGGCAAAGGUUUAAGCUCAUCUUCAAUGAUAUGGGAAUUGAUAAAGCUAAAUGCUCCAGAGUGGCCUUAUGCAUUACUUGGCUCAAUUGGUGCGGUUCUUGCUGGAUCACAACCGGCACUGUUCUCCAUGGGGAUUGCCUAUGUCUUAAGCACCUUUUAUUCACCUUUUCCUACUUUGAUCAAGAGAGAAGUCGAAAAGGUAGCUAUGGUCUUUGUUGGAGUUGGAAUUGUAUCACCUCCUAUUCAUCUCCUCCAACAUUACUUCUAUACAUUGAUGGGAGAACGUCUUACUUCUCGGGUCCGCUUAUCCUUCUUCUCAGCGGCUCUAACGAAUGAGAUUGGGUGGUUUGAUUUGGAUGAGAACAGCACUGGCUCACUUACUUCAAUCUUGGCUGCUGAUGCAACUUUAGUGAGGAGUGCUCUAGCGGAUCGCCUCUCGACGAUAGUCCAAAACUUGUCUCUUACAGUCACAGCAUUAGCACUUGCAUUUAUCUACAGUUGGCGUGUCGCAGCUGUGGUAACUGCUUGUUUCCCUCUUCUCAUUGCCGCUCCAUUUACCGAGCAACUGUUUCUAAAAGGCUUUGGAGGAGAUUACACAAAGGCUUAUUCUAGAGCAACUUCAGUGGCUCGUGAAGCGAUUGGGAAUAUAAGAACGGUUGCUGCAUUUGGUGCUGAGAAUCAGAUAUCGGAACAGUUUGCUUGUGAGCUAAGAAAACCCACUAAGAAUGCCUUUCUCAGAGGUCAUAUCUCUGGAUUUGGAUAUGGUUUGUCUCAGUUUCUAGCGUAUUGUUCCUACGCUCUUGGUCUUUGGUACAUCUCGGUUUUGAUUGAGCACAAGGAGACAAACUUUGCAGAUAGUAUCAAAUCUUUCAUGAUAUUGCUCGUCACGGCUUACGCUGUAGCUGAAACGCUUGCUUUGACCCCGGAUAUCGUGAAGGGCACGCAAGCACUCAGGUCAGUUUUUAGGGUUUUACAUAAAGAGACUGAGAUAUCUCCAGACCAACCUAACUCAAGAUUGGUCACUCAGAUUAAGGGGGAUAUAGAGUUGAAAAACGUCAGCUUUGCAUAUCCCACAAGACCCGAAAUUGCCAUUUUCCAAAACCUAUAUCUCCGAGUUUCCGCUGGGAAAAGUCUUGCCAUUGUGGGAACAAGUGGUUCAGGAAAGAGCACGGUGAUCAGACUGAUUAUGAGAUUCUACGAUGCGACCAACGGAAAACUCUGCAUUGAUGGGCAGGACAUUAAAACCCUAAACCUACGUAGCUUGCGCAAGAAGUUAGCGUUAGUCCAGCAAGAACCAGCUCUGUUUUCAACAACCAUACACGAGAACAUCAAAUACGGUAAUGAGAACGCCUCGGAGGCAGAGAUCAUCGAGGCCGCAAAAGCUGCGAACGCCCACGAGUUCAUCAGCAGGAUGGAACAAGGGUACCAGACGCACGUGGGUGAACAGGGGGUGCAGUUAUCAGGUGGUCAGAAACAGAGAGUGGCUAUCGCGAGGGCGGUUCUGAAGGAUCCUUCAGUGCUUCUCCUUGAUGAGGCAACGAGUGCUUUGGACACGAGCUCGGAGAAACUGGUCCAAGAAGCCCUAGACAAGCUGAUGAAGGGACGAACCACGGUGUUGGUGGCUCAUAGGCUCUCGACCAUCAGGAAAGCGGACACAAUCGCUGUGUUGCACAAAGGAAGAGUUGUGGAGAAGGGAACUCAUAGAGAGCUUGUUUCAAUAUCUGAUGGGAUUUAUAAGCAAUUGACGAGUCUUCAAGAAGUGGUGUGACUUAUAUAUGAUCGUUGGAGUUUCUUUUUACCUUUUUCAGAAGAAAAAGAUUAUACAUACACACACAGUCACACUAUGAUAUGUUAUACGAUAUUGUCAGAGAUAUCUGGACUCAAAAAACAUUUGUUAAGCAAUGGCUCUUUUAAUAGUAUAGAUGAUAUUGUUUGUCAAAUUAGAUAAUCUAUAGUACAGUGGUACGCAAGCAAAGAGACUGAACGGUAUAUACCGGUAUGGCCAUUGCUUCCACAUGCAUGUGAUGG
Messenger RNA from Thlaspi arvense, 4097 nucleotides. The record is from the annotation of a GenBank genome assembly. Lineage: Eukaryota; Viridiplantae; Streptophyta; Magnoliopsida; Brassicales; Brassicaceae.